Molecule: messenger RNA, 1103 nt
Organism: Diorhabda carinulata
Lineage: Eukaryota; Metazoa; Arthropoda; Insecta; Coleoptera; Chrysomelidae
Product: 15-hydroxyprostaglandin dehydrogenase [NAD(+)]-like
Exons: 5
Coding region: 35-850 (271 amino acids)
Cellular component (GO): cytoplasm
Molecular function (GO): oxidoreductase activity, acting on the CH-OH group of donors, NAD or NADP as acceptor
Source: RefSeq, a predicted model, not a curated record
AUUAUAAGUACAACAAAAUAAGUAGAAUAAAGAAAUGUUUGAUGUUUGUGAUAAAGUUGCCCUAAUUACUGGUGGCGCCUCAGGUUUAGGAUUAAGUUAUGCAAAGGAACUGCUGCGCAAUGGAAUUAAGGCCGUGACAAUAUCAGAUAUAGACGAUAAAGCAGCGGAAGUUGCAUUGGCUGAAAUUGAAAACGAAUUUGGACACGGAAAGGCUAUAUUUAUUAAGACGGAUGUGUCAAGUAAAAGCGAUUUUGAAGCAGCGUUCAUAAGAACUGUUGAAGUUUUCAAGAAUGUCGAUAUACUGAUUAACAACGCUGGUAUAUAUAAUGAUUUACAGUGGGAAAAAGAAGUGGAUGUGAAUAUAAGAGGAACCAUUAACGGAAUUAUUCUAGGCCUGGAGUUGUAUCUCAAGAAAUAUAAACAAGGAGAUGAAGCUGUUAUCCUGAAUACAUCUUCAAUAGCUGGUAUUAGGCCUGGUCCUUGGAUGCCCAUUUACGGUGCCACUAAAUUUGCUAUAGUAGGUAUGACGCUCUCUUGGGGCGAUGAAUUCCAUUUCCAAAGAACCAAAGUAAGAGUUCUAGCUAUUUGCCCAGGAGGUACACAUACAUCCUUAUUCAGAGUGGAACAAUGUGCUUUACAUCCGGAUUAUAUGGAAGCGCAAAAAAUGGCAAACGAAAAAAGUGGACCUGCUAACAGACAAAGCUCUGAUUUCGUCGCAGUAGAAGGCGUUAAACUUUUAAAAUAUGCACAUAACGGAUCACUAUGGGUUGUUGAAUCUGGAAAGCCAGCAUAUGAAUAUGUAUUUCCUGUAAGAGAUAGUUUUAAAAAUAACGUCGUAAAGGAAGUUUAAAUUUGAUCUAAACUAUUUGUAUCACAACUUAUAAAACCACGGAACCACAAUAUUUUCUGAAAAGUUUCUGAUAUCAUCCUGAAGAUAUCAGCACUUAUCAAGAAAAGUUGAGAAAUAUAUUUGCGCAUGUUUCAUGAUAUUCUCACUAAAAUUUCAUGUAUUCUGGAUAUUUAGUUUUUAUUCGACAAUCAUUUAAAUGAGUUUUGUGAGAUUUUUCUGAAAAUAAAUAAAAGGGAAUCGAUCUGUCAUCAAA